This is a messenger RNA of Neoarius graeffei (lesser salmon catfish), 2977 nucleotides long. RefSeq names its product sphingomyelin phosphodiesterase 1 (gene smpd1). NCBI's taxonomy places the organism in Eukaryota, Metazoa, Chordata, Actinopteri, Siluriformes, Ariidae. The record is from RefSeq and is a predicted model, not a curated record. Gene Ontology annotation, cellular component: lysosome. Bases 283 to 2163 code for a protein of 626 amino acids. Gene Ontology annotation, molecular function: acid sphingomyelin phosphodiesterase activity. The transcript is spliced from 6 exons. Gene Ontology annotation, biological process: ceramide biosynthetic process; sphingomyelin catabolic process.
AUUAAAAACAAGGGGCAAAAGUCAAGUAGGAGAGACUGAGAGGAGCUGCAGAGAUAUUGUGGGGGGAUUCGGUGUACUUCAGCAGUUUGUGUAACUGUUCUGCAGAGUGAAACUUGCUUUUAGAAAACAAAAAACAAGUGAGAUCUGGUGGUUGUUAUACUUCCUGUUUGACAUUGUGAGUCAGUCAUGUGUGGUGAGAAUGAGAAAGCGAGUCUGAGUCGGUUUGAACACACGGCUUGCAGGAGCCAGUGAACGCUUCACUGUUGAACUCGUUAUCUGUGGAUGAUAAAGCGGGUGUUUACUGAGAGGAUCACUGAGACUUUACUCCCAUCCUGCUGCAGCUUGGCGGUGUUCAGGAUGACCAGUGUGUGUUUGAUCACUGCAGUUGUUUUGUUCCUGGCCUCCCUCGGCUCGUCUUCUCCUCUCCAUGAUGAUGAUGAUGGUCUGGACAUGGCUGAGUUCACGGCUGGAAACACACUGGAUCGAUUUAAAGUUCACUUCAACUGGCGCAACAUUAGCUGUCCGGUGUGUAAAGCUUUCUUCACCGUGCUAGACGUUGCCCUUUUGAGUGACACAAACAUGGAGCAUGUGGCUCGUGCAGUAGGAGAAGUCUGUGUCCGUUUGCACUUGGAAGAGGAAAAUGUGUGCUGGGAAAUUACGGAGCUCUUCCGUGAUGACUUCAUUCGUGCCCUCCAGGAGUCUCUUCUCUGGCCCUCAGAAGCCUGUGCCUUACUUGUGGGACCCUCAUGUGGCCAUUUUGACAUCUAUGCCCCCUGGAACAUCACUCUGCCCCGUGUCCCCAAACCUCCAGUGGUCCCCCCUUCACCACCCAAACCUGGCUCACCUCAAAGUAGGGUGCUGUUCCUCACUGAUAUCCACUGGGAUGCCGAAUACUCAGAGGGCAGCGCGGCUGACUGCAAACAACCUUUGUGCUGCAGGAACGAGUCUGGUAGAGCCAACUGGAAGCACCGUGCUGCAGGUCACUGGGGUACCUACAGCAAGUGUGACCUCCCGUUGCGUACAGUAGAAAACCUUCUGCAGAAUGUAGCCAAGACGGGACCUUGGGACUGGGUAUAUUGGACUGGGGACAUUCCUGCACACAAUGUGUGGUCCCAAACGAGGGCACAACAGCUGAAUGAGCUGACCACCAUCUCCAGGCUCAUCAAGAAAUACCUCGGACCUGAUGUUACUGUGUACCCAGCGGUGGGAAACCACGAGAGCACACCAGUUAACAGUUUUCCUCCUCCAUUUGUGCAUGGGAAUCGCUCUUCCCAAUGGCUGUAUGACACCAUGGCAGAAGAAUGGGCUCCUUGGCUACCUGCUGAAGCUCUGAAGACUCUGCGCCGAGGAGGUUUCUACACAGCCCAGGUGCAGCCAGGUCUGCGGGUGGUGUCCCUGAAUAUGAACUUCUGUGCGAGGGAGAACUUCUGGCUGUUGGUGAACUCCACAGAUCCAGCGGACCAGCUCCAGUGGCUCGUAUACAUCCUGCAGGAUGCUGAGAACAAGGGAGAGAAGGUGCACAUUAUUGGUCACAUCCCCCCUGGACUCUGUUUGAGCAGCUGGAGCUGGAACUACUAUCACAUAGUCAACAGGUACGAGAGCACUAUAACUGGGCAGUUUUUUGGACACACGCACUUUGAUGAAUUUCAGAUGUUUUAUGAUGAAGAAACAAUGACCCGAGCAGUGGGUGUGGCUUACAUUGCUCCAAGUGUAACCACUUUCAUUAACCUGAAUCCAGGCUAUCGUGUGUAUUAUAUUGAUGGUAACUACUCUGACAGCAGUCGUCUAGUCCUGGAUCAUGAGAACUUUAUUCUCAAUCUGACCUUGGCAAACGGUUUUCAAGAAAACUCCUCAUGGUUGCCCAAACCUGACCCAGAUCCAGCAUGGACAUUGCUGUACCGGGCUUCUCAAGCCUAUGGUCUGUCCACCUUGUUCCCCGCUGACUGGGCUGCUCUGGUCCGAGCCUUCUUAACCAAUGACCACAUCUUCCAACAAUUCUGGUACUUUUUGCACAAAGGCCAUGUGUCUGUGCCCUGCGAGGAUGUGUGUAAGAGCACACUGAUCUGCUACCUGCGCAGUGGCCGUUAUGACCUGCUGGAACAGUGCGAUCACAUUGGAGUCAAGAAGCCGAGAGGAAGUUCUAUCAGAAAGACUCUGUGCUGAUCAAGUUAGACAUUUGCUGAAGUUCAUAAUUCCUCAACUAGUGUCAAUGAAGCUAUUGAUCACUACUGAGUUCUCAAAACUGGGCACUUUUUUCUAUGUUGUCAGAAGUGUGAAUUUCAGGGAUUUUCAGGGUUUCUCUAAUGUGUAAUAUGCACUUUGUUCCCCAAAAAUCAGUCUGUUUUGGAAUUGCUGCAUACAAUUUCAUAAUUACUUUAUUAAUGCUUGGGAAUAAUUACAGUGAUGUGUGUUGGGUGAAAUGCUGUGGGGAUUGUGGUAGAGAGAUGUACUAUGUUUCUGGUUUGUUUAUAUUGUAAUUAUUGACAGUGCUGUACAACAAUGAAAUAAAGUACAAAAUCCAUUAUCAUAAUUGAAGACUAAAAAGCACACUUAGUCAUGCCAAAACCUCAGAUGAUAUAAAGGUCAUGGUAUCGAAACUGCACGCUACCUUUGUAGACUUCCUGCUUGUUUCAUAAUGGAGUGGAGUGAUACGAUUUGAUUUAGAUUCAAUGCUGUUUUUAUCACUGUUUCCACUAUAUUUACUAGGACUGAUUUUAUGUCUGACCAGGAUUUGAUUUUCAAAGCUAUAGUGUUAACUUUUCAGUGUACACAGUUUGGCUAGGGGCCAUGUUACACAUGGUACCAUAAAAGAAGUUCCUUUAUAAGUUACAGUUGAUCUCACCUUGGCCUUCAUUGUCCAGAAUGUAGCAGUCACUCUUGUAACUGAGAAUGUUGUUGGUUUUUGACUGUGUGUGAAUUGUUGAUUUUUAACUGCUCUAACUUAAAUGAAGCAUUAAAUUAAUUUAAUAUUCUAUGA